GUAGCCAAAAGAACUCAGCACAAAAUCUAAUGCCCUCUCAGGAACACAUGCCACAUCAAAAGCCCAACUCAGCUAAACCACAGCAUACAAUACAAAUCCGUUUGGAGCAGCCAGUCAGCAUGUUUGCUGGACAGUGUAGUCGUGUAUUAUGGUGCAACAAGAGGGUUUGAAUGGUCACUAGGAUACAUGAAACUACACAUCCCAGCAUGACACUCUUCGGCCGCUUGUUUGUCCAAUGGUCGCUCGAUCCGCACGAUCGGUGACCAAUGGGAGAGUAAUCUUUUAAUUCUAACGGUUAAAUACCAUGAAAUCCUUUUUUAUCGCCAUUAUUUAUUUAAAUUAGUUUAGUAGUCACCGUGCGACCUUAUGAGAUCUUUUAGAUUUUGGACAGAACGUGGUUGACACGGAGAAGGAUUUCAAGUGUUUGUCAGCCUUCAGGUGGGUUGCAUUUUAUUACGUUUGUCUAUAUUAUCAAGUUGGCUAAUAAACAUGUCUGUGUUAGUGUAUGUAUUUGUCUGAAAGUAGACACGGCCAGGGCAUUUACCUGGCUGUAUUCACUCUUUCUAUUUAGGCUGCCGCAUUUGACCAUUGAGAGAUGAAUGAACGGGUGAACAAAAACAAUUGUAGGCUACAACAAGUUAUACAAAACCACCAUAGUGACAAGGCAAAAUUACCCUUUCCUCCCUCAGAGACAGCAUCUCGGCAUGCUACCGGCUGUGCGGAUCUGUUUGCCCUCCAUGGCAUUUCUCGGUUCGCUGUGUCACGGAUGCGGUAACAGAGGCGGUUUGUUUUAUCUGCCGGUACGUGGUAUGAGUUGGUCUCCGCGGCAGAUAAAUCAGUGUAACAACGAGGAAUCCUCCGACCCUCCUCCUCCUGAAGAAAGCCCUCGGGUCCUCAUCACAGGUGGAUUAGGGCAACUUGGUGUUGGACUGGCACAAAUGCUGAGGGAACAGUACGGGACGGAAAAUGUGAUCCUGUCGGACAUCAAGAAGCCCCCCCUGGAGGUGUUCAACAGUGGGCCAUUUGUCUACGCUGAUGUGUUGGAUUACAAGAACUUGAGGGAGUUGGUGGUGAACAACCGGAUCACAUGGCUGGUGCAUUACAGCGCUCUGCUCAGUGCUGUGGGGGAGGCCAACGUGGCCUUAGCACGCACCAUCAACAUCACAGGCCUUCAUAAUGUUCUGGACCUGGCGCUAGAGAACUGCUUGCGUCUCUUUGUCCCAAGCACCAUUGGAGCAUUUGGACCAUCGUCUCCCCGUGACCCUGCACCUGACCUGUGUGUCCAGAGGCCACGGACCAUCUAUGGAGUGUCCAAAGUUCAUGGAGAGUUGAUGGGGGAGUACCUCCAUCACAAGUAUGGAUUGGAUUUCCGUUGCUUACGCUACCCUGGUGUCAUCUCAGCUAACACCAAGCCUGGAGGAGGAACAACAGACUACGCUGUCCAGAUUUUUCAUGAUGCCCUCAGCACAGGCCAUUACGAGUGUUACCUGCGACCGGACACGCGUCUUCCCAUGAUGCACAUUGCUGACUGCCACCGUGCCACAGUGGAGUUUAUGCAGGCCCCUGAAUGUCAGCUGUCCUUGCGCACCUACAACAUUGCUGCCAUGAGCUUCACCCCAGAGGAAGUAGCUGAAGAAAUACGCAAGCACCUACCCCACCUGAAAGUCACCUACAACCCUGACUCAGUCCGCCAGACUAUUGCGGACAGCUGGCCUGUGCGAUUUGACGACUCCAAUGCACGAAGAGACUGGGGUUGGCGGCCGGCUUACGGGCUUCCGGAACUCGUUACAGACAUGAUCUGCUCUAUCCGUGACAAGAGGACCAAUGCUGGGCUUCCAGUCAGCUAGCAGGCGCAGUCAACAGAGACUUCACUUCCCAACAACUCCCUUUAAGUCACACUUCCAGUAGAGUGCAAGGAGGGGCACACUCAAACACACAAACCACUCCAAACCUCCUUUUAUUUAAUGAGGACUCCUAUACUCACAUCAGGACUCCCAUCACACCAGGGAUAUUCCAGCCACGGGGAACCAUUCAUGAACACCUAACCUUCAAGCUAAACCCCCUGAAGUGACCAAAACAGUGAACACACACAGACACAGAAACUCACACACAAGCUCACACAUGCAUGCAUACAUACACGCAUUCAUGCAAACACACCCAAACACACAAUCACAUUCACAUUCACACAGACAAUGCUCAUACAUGCUCUAACCAGCAGCCUUACUCUUUUUCAGGGAACUAUACUGUCAACCAUACUGUUGUGACUAUUGCAUUCAUGUUGUUUUAAUUGUGAUAGGGAGAAGAUAAAUAAAACACAUCAUCAGGUUUUCUGCCUUAAUUAUCUUACACAGCGUCAUAGCCUUCCUCACAGCUGGAAAUGAGAUCCAGGAGAGAACAGCACAAUGAUGACAUGCUGAAAAGCAACACUGCAGAAUAAGACAUUACGGAUGGAUCAAUAGAGGGAAACUGAAACACUGUGCUGGUAGAGGGAAUGGAGGACACCCAAUGUUAUAUAAGGGCAUGCUGUUGGAAGGAUAUAACCGCAUCUAAAAUACUGUAUCUUUAUCUUUCUUUUCCAACAGGUGUGAUUUUUAGCCCAGAUGCGUAUUGUGUUGAUAUUGCCUAAAUGAAACAAGCCUUUCAAACCUCACUCACAGGCCAAUUGACAACAUUGCAGUGUACAUUAUUCAUGGAAAAAUGAAUAAAUAUGUUCAUUUAUUAAAUAGCCUAUUUUUGUCAAAUACCCAUUAAUGCCUACAGAGGUAAAUAUUGUGUGUUGGGAUUUUGUGGUAUAUAUCUGAGGUGUAAGAUUUAUUUGCAGCUCCACAAUUGUACUCGGUAGCAAACUAUUGUCAACAGACUUUUUUCACUUUAAGCAUUUUUCUAAAUAUUGGCUACUGUCGAUGGAUAUGGUCUCAAACUGGAUCACUCAUGUGACUUCGGCCUAUAUCUUACCAUAUUGCUGCUUGACUUCAUUAUUAUUCUCUUCACUACAACAUGAAAACC
Sardina pilchardus (European sardine) is the source of this 3006-nucleotide messenger RNA. It is a transcript of the gene tdh2, whose product is annotated as L-threonine dehydrogenase 2. The coding region runs from base 705 to 1847 and encodes 380 amino acids. Gene Ontology annotation, biological process: L-threonine catabolic process. NCBI's taxonomy places the organism in Eukaryota, Metazoa, Chordata, Actinopteri, Clupeiformes, Clupeidae. Gene Ontology annotation, molecular function: L-threonine 3-dehydrogenase activity. The record is from RefSeq and is a predicted model, not a curated record. The transcript has 8 exons.